CAUCUUCUACGUCUCCCUGACCGCUCGUCAAUGUAGAGAUGACAAGAAACUCAAAAAAUGAAUUUACAUUCACUUAGAAUUUAGUGAAUUUUCAGUUGUUUUGUGUGAGAAAUUUGUUAGUCCCUACAGAAUUUCAGCGGCAGUCAUGCACGAGCUGGAGAGAUCCAAUUUACAUAGCGUUGCUAAGGUCGUCAACCAAAUAAACACGUUUUAUUCGCUACUCUACAGCACCAACAGAGGGCGCUGUUGCAAAAAAACAAGGUGACCCAAAAAAACGAGACAUCAAAAAAUACCGGACCGUAUCCCGUAUGGUACAAAUAAAUUGUACUAGCCUGCAAUCUGCUGUUUAUGAAUGCAUUUAUUUUUUAGGCAGUUCCCAAAGAAAAUGCCAGUUCCCAAAGUCCUUGUGGUCUUGGACUUUGACCACACCAUCGUAGAUGACAACUCCGAUACCAGAGUCUGGAACCUCCUCCCUGGCAAGAACGUCCCUCAAGACAUCAAGAACAGCUACAAGGACCACAAGAGCUGGACUGCAUACAUGGCCGAUAUCUUUCUUCAUCUCCACACUCUAGGCGUUCAGAAGAAAGACAUCGUCAAUUGCUUCAGGGACAUUCCCUUCACACCAGGGAUGUUAGAGUUUCUGAAAUAUCAAGAGAAAGCGCCCUCUGUUGACACCAUUAUCGCAUCCGAUGCAAACUCUUUUUUCAUCAGCUGCAUCAUGGAGGGGGUGGGGCUCGCCAAUGCGUACAAGGAGAUCUUCACAAACCCGGCUGAAUUCGACGAUGAGGGAUGUCUAAAAAUACAACAUCAUCACCAACAUGACUGCCCCCGUUGUGCAGUCAACAUGUGCAAGGGGACCAUACUUAAAGAUUACAUCGCAAGGAUGCGUCAGUCGAAUGGAAUAGAGUACGACAGAGUUCUAUUCGUCGGGGAUGGUGGCAAUGAUUUCUGCCCAUGCUUGGCUCUUGGAGAGCGAGAUUUUGUCUUUCCCAGGAAGGGUUAUAAACUCAUUCAGAAAAUCGAGAAGUACAAUAAAGAGAGUCCGAGUGACAGUGAGCCUCAUCAGAAACUCAGAGCGACGGUGGUACCGUGGGACAACGCUCGUGAGAUUUUAAAUUGUUUACAGGGUAUAGUGGAAGGAUGAGUGUACAGAUUCAAGCAAACAAAAAUCACAAACUUGUCAUUUUUCUUUCAAUAUUGAAAGAAAAAUGACAAGUUUCUUGAAUAGGUUUUAAAUUAUCUUUUGGGAUUUGAAACUUUGCAUGGUGGAAGUAAUAACUGACUUGAGAAUUCAUUAUAGUUCUCAAUUUUCUAAAUUAUUAUAAUUUGCAUAUUGUAUCAACAUUGAUUAUCUUUAUAUUUUUGUAUUCAUAGCAAUUUCACAUAUCAGGGUGUCAUUUAAAAUUGAUAGAACAUUUCUAUUCAGUGUUUACCAUUCAUUUAUUGUUUUUAGCAUUGUACCAAAGAUCAACAUUUUUAUUUUGAGUUAUGCUUACAUAUGGCGAGCAUGUCAUAGCCGAAUGUUUUACGCAUCGGAUUAAAGUACUGAUGGCUUAAUCCUCAGACUAGUGGUUUGAAAUCUAGUCAUGAACUGUCAGGUCUGUGUGCUUCGUUUUUGAAAGGGCAAGGGCACCAAGGCAUUUUCUCCUUGAGUAAAGGGCACCCUA
Molecule: messenger RNA, 1667 nt
Organism: Asterias rubens (European starfish)
Lineage: Eukaryota; Metazoa; Echinodermata; Asteroidea; Forcipulatida; Asteriidae
Product: pyridoxal phosphate phosphatase PHOSPHO2-like
Exons: 2
Coding region: 353-1144 (263 amino acids)
Molecular function (GO): phosphatase activity
Source: RefSeq, a predicted model, not a curated record